AAGGAGGGGCGCUAAAACACCUUUAUGCAGCCUGUGAAUAAGCUUUUAAUCCUGCUUUUAACUGUUUAAGUUUAUACAGAAAAGAUACAGAAACUGCCCAGCAAUAAAGGAGGAAAUUAACUGAUUCCAUCAAUGAUCAGUAGUUAAGCUCAAUAAUGGAAUAACUAAACUAUAGCCUUAAAAAUGAGCGCUGAGUAUGAGCAGAAAGCCUCACUUCCGACACUGAUUUACUGAUUAACCUGGCAGUGCUAAUUAAUGAUAUUUAAAGUUCUCAGAUGUAUAUUUCAGUUCUUUUUUUGUACCACAGCACAUAUAAGUGACAUAGUUUUCCUUUUUAGAAAUAAAACCUUUUUAUAAAACUUAAAAACGUCUACAGGCUGCUUUGCUUUUAGAAGCAGGAUUACUUCACUGAGCCUCCAGACGUGAGGCCCGUUUUUUUGGUUGGACCAUUUCCACUUAAAUCCACAGACAAUCCAGUGUUCAAAGAGCCCUUUUUCCUCAUAAAUAACAGCGGAAAACACAAGGGUCUGUAAACACAGCAGCAGCUGGUUAUAAACUCCUCCCUGGAUCACAUGUAACACGGGGGAAAGGUUCAGGCUAUGCAAUGUACCAUCGAAUGAUGAUAGUGGUUAUUAAGAACAAGCGGUGCGACUUGUGAACGGAUGUUUUCAUUUUCUCCAGGUAGACUGGUAAGAUUUUAUUGUUAGUUUUAAUGGUUUGUGUGUGCUGAGGGUGUAUUACUGGUGUUUGGACUAUUUAGAAAAUUACUAAAGUAAUGUUUUGUAUUAAUCUAGUAAAUCUUUUUGUUAAUCAUUAGAGGGUUAAUUAAGCAGCAUCCUUCUCACUUGAUUGAUAAGAUAUGGUAUUAUCUCUUUUAAUAUAUCUUUUUUUUAAGUACAUAAGGGAGUAAGGAAAAUACUUUUAACUAUUUUGCAUCAUUAAAUGGGAUAUCCCAUCCUGCCUUUAUUGACCUAGCCCCAGCUGACAGUGUAAGCAAAGCAUUGCGAUGACAGAGUAGCAUCAUGCAGUGUUGAGCUGUCUGCCCAUAGCUCUUUAGGUCAAUAAAAGGAGUUCUGUGUGCCAAACAAGCUGGGUUUUGCUAAGCAAAGUUAGAGAAAACUCUGGAGAGGCAUUUGACUGCUCAUGUGGAAGCCAGCUCCAGUCAUGUGCUAGUCCUUCUCUGAUCAGCGCCUAAUGAGUGGGGAGUUAUGACGUCCUGCUAAGCCUGUGUGAUGGUCCUACAGCCUCAGACUGAGAACUGCAGCUUAGGUUGAAGAAUUUAACCUUAUAAGUUGUUAUUUUCCCACAUGUGUCUCAACUCUCAUGGUUUGGGACAUGUGAAAACCAGCAAAGCGUUGUACUGUGAGCUCAACUCUGUGGCAGGUUCAGCACUCAGCUGCACAAUGGCUAACUGGGACUAUGACUAUCUGAUCAAGCUGCUGGCUCUGGGGGACUCGGGAGUGGGAAAAACCACCUUCCUCUACAGGUACACUGACAACAAGUUCAACCGCAAAUUCACAACCACAGUGGGCAUCGACUUCAGGGAAAAGAGAGUGGUUUAUACGGGGACAGGUGUAGAUGGGGCAACUGAGAAGAACUUCAGAGUUCACCUUCAGCUCUGGGACACAGCAGGACAAGAGAGAUUCCGCAGCCUCACCACAGCUUUCUUCCGAGAUGCCAUGGGAUUCCUGUUGAUGUUUGACUUGACCAAUCAGCAAAGUUUCCUCAAUGUCAGAAACUGGAUGAGUCAGCUGCAGGCCAACGCGUACUGUGAGAGUCCAGAUGUGGUGUUGGUGGGCACCAAGGCAGACGUCAGAGACAUGAGAAGUGUUCACGCCAGGCAAGCCAGAGAUCUGGCAGACAGAUAUGGCAUCCCUUACUUUGAGACAAGUGCAGUGACGGGUGCUGAUGUGGAGCUGGCGGUGACCACCCUGCUGGAUUUGGUGAUGAAGAGGAUGGAGCAGAGCACAUACGGGGGCCAAGGCUCAGAACCCAAUGGGAGUCCUGUCUCCAGCCAUGAAGUGGAGGAGGCAUCUGUAAGGAGGAGGUGUGCCUGCUGAUGUUGCAACCACCAGCUCCUCUUUUCUCUUUUACACCAUAUAUCACUGCAUUCUGAGAUCCUACCAUUUUCUCGAGAUCUACAACACUGCCUGUGAAAUGAGACGUUCAUGUACAGUGUGGGCUUAUAUUUUGCUUGGUUUUAGGAUCUCAAAUGUAGAAGAGCUUGAGAAAGUUUCAUUUAAAGCAUUAUUAUUGUUACAGUAUAACUUCGUCUUGUAUUGUUAUUUAUUCACAUACUUUGUAUUGUCAGAAACAACAUAAAAGAGAACUGCAAAAUGAAACAACUGUAUGUCCACUUAUAAAAAACUGCAGUACUAUGUAGAAGUCUUGAACCCCUUAUUUCUUUAUAUUUUGCAUCCAAGGAGCCAAACUUUCUUAUAAUGUUGGUCUUUACUUUCUGAAGGUUAUUCAAAGUUUUUCUUUGGACACUGGCUGUUUUUAACACGAUUUCAGAAGAAUGUUUUUUUAAGCCACUUUAGCCUGACUUAUAAUCAUUCAACUGUAAAAUAUGCAACUCAACAGACGAGCCAGGGUUGUGUCUACACAUAACAGACAACUUAGCAAAUAACCAGUGAAAACCUGUGUCUUUCAAGCUCUUUACGAUUGAAAACUCAAUUUUUACUUUUUAAACUGUAUUUCCAUACAUGUCUGGACAUAUUUCAAAAACAUUCCUGGCCUUUAUUCCCAUUUUCCAAGUAAAAUAGUGGUAUAAAGACUUACACAGCACUGUGAACAGGUAAAAUGUUGGCUCUUUUGACAUGUUUGUACAAACACACCACAGAUAAAGAUAUGGGUUCAAACAAAUGCCCCAGAGUAAUUUUCAUCAUUCAAAUAAAUGAUUAAAAAUAUAGAUAGAUACAAGACAGAUGAAAAAAGUAAGUACACUGAUACAUUUAUCUUUCUUUAAGUGUAAAAUAAGGUGGAUGGGUUACUAGUGUUUUGAAGAACUUUAUGCAGUGAUAUUUAAACAUGUGGUCUGUCUUAUUUAAACGUUUGACAUCUUGGGUGUGUUCUGUUUGUCAUUGAACUGUGUGGUGUCAGUAUCUGAAGAACUCUCAGACUUCCUACAGAAACCUAUGAAAUCUUUGAAAUAAUCAUUCCACUGUAAAGUAAAUCAUAUACCAGUGGCAAAUAUAGUCCUCAAAACUCAGUCAUAGUAUGUGCAGAUAACUGUGUGUGUGUGUGUGUAUGGGUUACUCCCCAUAGGGAAAUUACUCCUCUGUAUUUAACCCAUUCACCCAGUGAAGCAGUGGGCAGCCACCAAUGCAGCGCCUGGGGAGCAGUGCGUAGGGACGGUACCUUGCUCGGGGGUACCUCAGGGUAGCCGCUCUGUGGAGUCGAACCCCCGACCUUCCAAUCAUGGGGCAACCACUCUACCUACUGGGCAUACAAAAUCUAGGAAAGAGAAGACCAAAGGGUGCUUUCCAGAGGAAAGUCAUACUAAGUGUGAUGCAUGGUGUUGGAAAUUUUCUGGUCUGGGGUUGCUUUGCUGCCUCAGGCAGCUGGUAGUCAAUGAUUCCACUCAGUCACAGAUAAUGUGAGGAAAGUUGUCUAAAAGUGGAAGUUAAAAUUAUCCAAAGCCACUAACUGUAUAUAAAAGAUGGACAUAGCCUCUGGCUCUGAAUGCC
Oreochromis aureus is the source of this 3689-nucleotide messenger RNA. Its product is annotated as ras-related protein Rab-27B-like. The transcript is spliced from 5 exons. The coding region runs from base 1308 to 2060 and encodes 250 amino acids. NCBI's taxonomy places the organism in Eukaryota, Metazoa, Chordata, Actinopteri, Cichliformes, Cichlidae. Gene Ontology annotation, molecular function: GTP binding; GTPase activity. Gene Ontology annotation, biological process: positive regulation of exocytosis; melanosome transport. Gene Ontology annotation, cellular component: secretory granule; melanosome. The record is from RefSeq and is a predicted model, not a curated record.